AUGGAGUGUGAAGAGUUAUGUGAUGUCCCAAACAAUCUAGAACUAUUAGAGCAAGAGUUACCACUUGAAGAUUUUGGUGAUUGUGAGUUGAAAUCCAAGCCAUAUGUUGGAAUGCAAUUUGACUCCCUUGAUGGUGUUGAAACUUUUUACAAAGUAUUUGCAAAAAAAGAAGGUUUUGGAAUCCGUAUUCGUACUAGUAAAAGACCACCUAGAAGUGAUAAUAUAAAAAGUUGUAUUUAUGUAUGUUGUAGUGAAGGGCAACGCAAAAGAAAAAAGACACUUGAUAAUGGAGAGAGCAGAGAUGAUGAACAAAAGGCUCGUAGAAGUUGUUCAAGUCUUAGAACUAGAUGCAAAGCAAUGCUUAAGGUCAUGAAGAAUAAGAAGUUGCAGAAAUGGGUUGUGAAGGGAUCUGACAACAACCACAAUCAUGGUAUAAUUAGUCCAAAAGUGUGUCAUAUCUCUGAUGCCACACAAAAAUGUCUACUGCUACCAAAAGUCUUGUUGAAAAAUUUGGUGAAGAAGGUCUUCCAACAGGAAAAUUUGUCAUGA
This is a messenger RNA of Quercus lobata, 549 nucleotides long. RefSeq names its product protein FAR1-RELATED SEQUENCE 5-like. The record is from RefSeq and is a predicted model, not a curated record. The transcript has a single exon. The coding region runs from base 1 to 549 and encodes 182 amino acids. Lineage: Eukaryota; Viridiplantae; Streptophyta; Magnoliopsida; Fagales; Fagaceae.